AUGGUCACGCUACCGUCUCCCCAUCCCGCACACCUCUUGAUCCCUUUCAUCGCGACUCGACAUACAGCUCGCCUCGAUUCUCGCCUUUCGACUGGUCGCAAAGCGCCAUUUUACACAAUACCUUCUUUGAUUAGACAGAAGCCUGGUCGCUUCGCCUGGAGAACAAUCUCCAGUUACAACUGGGACGGAUUUUACGAUCGGGUCGAUUGCUUGUGUUUUAUGUUGGAUAGACGACGCGGUCACGAUUUUCUGCGAUUUCUACUUGUCUGGGACGAUCGGCGAUACCCAAAUUAUUAUACUGGUUCCGGGCUUGACCUGAAUUUGUACUUUUUCCACAAGGAAGCUCCUGAGGCUGGCGUUUUCCAGGCCCAUGGGUGGCUGCCCGUCUCGCCACCCACAGCUGCUUCCCCCAAAACUUACUCAGCAUACACGAGCUACACCUGGGCUUUGAAUAUCUUGGACUUUCGUUGUCUUCUGAAGAGGCCAAGCGUUCGUUACACGGAUCGAGUCAUUCACGAUCUAAUAUCCUCUGACGUCAGUUGUCUCUUGUACUUUGUGUCUUGCUAUACGCCGUCUUCCAGUUUUUAUCAAAGCAUCAUGGCUGCGCCACCCGGCAAAUCCACUGCGCAGGCGGCCAAGCCUGUCACUUCGUCGACUCCGACCAGUAACGUGUCCGCCAGGCUAGAGAAAACCCACCCUGGCGUUCGCCGAUCCACCCCUGAUUCCGAGGCUUUGGCGUCCUCUGAUGACGAUGGAGACCAUUCACAGCAUGUCGCCACAUCUACGAGCAUGCCAGCGCCCAAACCUGCUCGCCGUACGUCAUGGCUAAAUGAAAUUCCAGCUACCGCGACCAGAAAGGCAUCAUUGACCACUAGUGGUCCCUUGUCCACUGGAGCCUCUAACCCAAGCAGUCCUGCUACCGACCAAUCUGGAUGGCCGAACACGAGUCCUGGUAUCGGUAGCUCCAUGCCCUGGAACCAUGUAGGGAACCCUUCCUUUCCCUGGGGCACUGGUAUCUGGAAUACCGAGUCUCGGAAGGAGCCUCCGCCGCGGCUUGCGGAAAUCGUCCCAUCUCCGACCAUGUCCAACCCCUCUACUGCGGGCAAUUAUUUCACGGAGGAAAUACUGAGCCCUACGACUCGUACGACCGCUGGCGAAUCAGCUAUCCCAUUCUCAAUUCCCCUGCAUCCGACUCCUAAAACCUAUCGGUCGCAGUCAUACUCGGUAGGUCAGUUGGAUCCUGAGUUCCUGAGCUUCAUGGCGAACAAGUCGUCAACACCUUACUCUGGCGGUCGUCCUCGUAACGGCAGCCAAUUCUCCGCCUUACAGCAUCGGUCAUCGCGGCCUAGUCUUCUGGGGGAGCUGGGUCACGACCCUGCUACGCUCGGACGUGUGCGCGAGGAUGAUGACGAUGACGCUGGCAGCCCAGAUGGUUCGGACGGUAGCUUUAGCAACUAUGCAGCCAACCAAGCCCGGACCAUCGAACAGCUGUCAAGGGAAAAUGCUCUUCUACGCCAAGCAGCAGGACAGAUGGACAACCCAAUGAGAGAUCGUACCAUGUCGUCUGCAUCCGCAGCUAGCGGAUAUGCCAUCGGAAGUGGCAUCCAUAAUUUGCACCGUAUUCGCGGCAGUGUUCCCGAGGAGACCGACCUGGCGGUAGAAGAUCUUGACGAGGUUGGCGAUAUCCCUGGUUACAAUAACAUUCAUAGUAGCGGUCGGAGAAGACUCUCCGAGCAUUCAGCAAACCUCGAGAAGCAGCUCCCCCCUUACACGUCGUUCCAAAACCGUACUCUGGAAAACGUCCGCAAGGCUCAUUGGCAAACUUCUCUUGACUUUGGUAGCAUUGCGGAUAUCCCUCAGAGUCGACGUCACUCCUUUGCGGACAUUCCUAUGCGACACGCUUCUGUCUCAGGGGAGACCCAGGCAGCCCCCAGUACUAGGGCUGGAAUGGGUGAUAGAGAAGAGGACUAUGCGAGCAUUGUUGACGGCCCUCUUUCGAAUGUUCAAGGCCAGAAUCAAGCCUAUUUUGCUCGCGACCCAGUUCUCCGCGCCGCCGACGGCCCCGCUUCGAUGGCCACGUCCCUCCACCAGGCAUACACGAUGCCGAACGCCUACGGCCGCCACCAGCCUGGCCUCGCCCAUUCGCACCAAAACCAGCUCCUGUAUAUCGUUACAUUCAAAUGCCAUCGGGCGGAUGUCUUCUAUAUCCAGGAAGAUACUGGUCUCCAGGUGAAACCCGGUGACCUCGUUAUCGUCGAAGCCGACCGCGGUACAGAUCUUGGCACUAUUCAGCACGCUAACGUGUCUAUGCAAAGAGCCCGGGAGCUAAAACAGCAGUAUGCCGAGGAACACUACAAGUGCUUGAUGAUGUUCUCUAGACAGGGCCAGAAUGGGGCCGCGAAUGUGGUCAAUGCUUCUAGUGGUGUACCCGGCUUGAAUAACAGAAGCGCCAUUGGUGGCAUGGGUCCACAUGGUCCGCAUGGGAUGCAGGACUCUGCUGCCGACAUCAAGCCUAAACUAAUCAAGAGGCUUGCCCAGAAUCAUGAAAUCUUAACUCUACGUGAGAAGGAAGGAAAUGAAGCGAAGGCAAAGCGGGUCUGCCAGCAGAAGGUUACCGAGCAUCGGCUGAAUAUGGAAAUCCUUGAUGCCGAAUUCCAAAUGGACUGGAAGAAGCUCACCUUCUAUUACUUUGCGGACUCCUACAUCAAUUUCAAUUCGCUUGUUACCGAUCUUUUCAAAAUCUAUAAGACCCGCAUCUGGAUGUCGGCUAUCAAUCCAGCGUCAUUUGUGACGCCCCCCAGUGCUGGCUUGUCGGCUCCAAACCCUCUAGCUUACAAUCACGAUGCGCAAGCGGAUCGCCCCCUUGACGGCCGAAUCUACGGUCAUCCUCCCGUGACGCCAUGGGUACAGGACGAGACAUCGGCGCCAACCAGAUGGGGAUAUUGCGCAAUGCUUAUGCCGACUCCUAUCCGCCGUUCAGCCCAACCUCUCGCCAAACAGAGCUAG
This is a messenger RNA of Aspergillus luchuensis, 3006 nucleotides long. RefSeq lists its product as uncharacterized. Gene Ontology annotation, cellular component: cytoplasm. The coding region runs from base 1 to 3006 and encodes 1001 amino acids. NCBI's taxonomy places the organism in Eukaryota, Fungi, Ascomycota, Eurotiomycetes, Eurotiales, Aspergillaceae. The transcript is spliced from 8 exons. The record is from RefSeq and is a predicted model, not a curated record.